This is a messenger RNA of Rotaria socialis, 768 nucleotides long. The record is from the annotation of a GenBank genome assembly. NCBI's taxonomy places the organism in Eukaryota, Metazoa, Rotifera, Eurotatoria, Philodinida, Philodinidae.
AUGACACAAAAAGUUAAUAUGAAAAGUAUAGCAAGGAAAAUUGUUGAAUAUUAUGAUACCCAUAAUUCUACUACCAAAUCAACUACAAGAGUUAUGGGUUAUCAGGGUUUCUCUGUCAGUUGUUCCGAAAAGAACGAAAUUUUCGUUCAUGGGGCAGCUAUUAUUGAGAAAGAACUGUUAGAAAGUGGUCGACCAUAUCUUUCGUCAGCAAUCAUUCAUCAUGUUCUUGAAAAUAUCGGACAAACUGCACCUAUGAAUCCGUAUAGAAGUUUAAAUCGUAUCAAUUGUGAUCAUGUUCCUAUUAAAGGUCCGGAUAGUGUACCUGUAUUCAAUCCACGAACAGAUAAUGGUGGUUGCUUUAUAACGAAACAAUCCAAGAACAAUUGUUAUGCAUACGCUGCUGAUAUCGUCACAAAUACUUUUCCUCAACCAGGACGCUAUAGUGGAAAAACAUCGCCAUCACUUACAUGCGAAUCUCUCAGACAUGCGUGUAUUAGAGAUGGGUUGAUUUAUAAGGGUACAACGCUUCCGAUCGGUCAACCAAAAAGUGGUCACUAUGCUGCUCUAUUUAUUUGGCCUGACAAAGAUUAUCAUUGGGCCAGAAAAGAUGCAAAUGGCUACUGGUCUCACAAACCAGGGGCUGGACCGGUAGCAAAUAGGGAUAACAUGGGCUAUCUGAUUACCAAUCCGGCAAAAUCUAAUUUUACACCAUGGACAUUAUUCUGUGCGUACUACAUUGUACAACCAUCCAAAGUUCAUAUAAACUAA